This is a messenger RNA of Protopolystoma xenopodis, 453 nucleotides long. The record is from the annotation of a GenBank genome assembly. Lineage: Eukaryota; Metazoa; Platyhelminthes; Monogenea; Polystomatidea; Polystomatidae.
AUGCGUAUUGUCCGUGUCAGGACCACUUCUAAUUAUAGUAUAUGUUCUUUUUGCCCAUCUGCCCAUCUGCCCAUCUUUCACUUUGCUCGUCCUCUCUCGUUGCCGCCGGCCCGCUCGCCUGCUGGCCGACCGACCGGCCAGCCAAUGACCAAUUACGAUCGUGGCCAAAUCCAAAUCAAAUUAGCGCAUGGCCCACCAGAACGGGUGCUGAAAGGCAUCCAGACUCGACAACCUACUUUGGUUUUGGUCCCGCCUCGGACUGGGCACCACCCACACGGAGAUUCGAACCGUAGACGCCAGGGCGAAUGUAUCAAAUGUACUGAAAGCAUGUGCGAGUCUGGCUGGGGAAGUUGGGAAAACCGGGGCGAGGUCGCAACGGCCGUCGUGUCAGUGAGGAAAACCGCAGUGGUGGAUGCAUGUAAUCAUCAAUUUCAACAUAAUGUAUAUCAGUAG